This is a messenger RNA of Fibroporia radiculosa, 633 nucleotides long. RefSeq lists its product as uncharacterized. Lineage: Eukaryota; Fungi; Basidiomycota; Agaricomycetes; Polyporales; Fibroporiaceae. The transcript is spliced from 5 exons. The record is from RefSeq and is a predicted model, not a curated record. Bases 1 to 633 code for a protein of 210 amino acids.
AUGGAUCUCGAUCUUCCUUCUGCAAUCCUCGAUCCUUUCAAGCCUGUCUCGGAGAUUUUGGAGCUAGCAGUUGAAUCCCCACCGACCAGGGAGCAGAAAAUUCAGUCUCGAAGCACCCUCAUAUCGGUGGGGAAUGUCAAUGUGAUGGAUAGAAAAUACAAGAAGACAAAAGCCGCAAUUUCUGCGAUUUUUACGAGGCCGGAUUUGGGCCUCCUCCGACCGCCGAACAUGGGUGCCCGAGGGAUCGAGCCUCAUAGGGGAUUUUCCGGGGUCCUGCUGAAUGGCGGUGGCCCCGUGCUGAACACUGCUAGGGCCGCAGUGGGAGUGGCACUGGUGGCUCGCAGCCUUUAUAUUCGACUGCCUCCGCUCGAGAUCCACCAAUCCCCCGCUACGUCCUUCGCUAUACUCAGCCGAAAUUCCACAGCAAUGUCUGGCAAAUACAUCGUUGUCUUUAAGGAUCACGUAACUGCUGAUCAGGUCGCCAACUACGCGAGAGAUGUGGAUAACAACGGUGGUCAUGUAAGCCAAAGCUUUGAGCCCCUCCUCAAAGGAUUUUCCGCGACCUUGCCGGAAGAGUAUUUUAAUCGUUUCCAAUCCCUCCAAGGAGACGUCGUUGAUUACAUCGGCAUGUAA